Molecule: messenger RNA, 836 nt
Organism: Sinocyclocheilus anshuiensis
Lineage: Eukaryota; Metazoa; Chordata; Actinopteri; Cypriniformes; Cyprinidae
Exons: 3
Coding region: 214-798 (194 amino acids)
Biological process (GO): regulation of toll-like receptor signaling pathway
Source: RefSeq, a predicted model, not a curated record
UACAAACAGGAAUCCCAUUCUAAAACAUUUGAAGACACCACAGAUCAUGAUAGACACGCUCGCACACACUCACCCACCCCCACGACCCGUCCCAACCCCUGCACGACAAACGCCGCUGCCAGAUCACCUCUGACACCACGAACUGUGAGAGUUGGCAGGCCUGAAGGCCUGGGAAAGCCAGGGCAGUGUCGAGCCUCUGCACCCAGCAAUGCUAUGCCCAUUCUCAGCUGUAGCGGGGAGGAUCACUUGGGCAUGACUCUGUAUUGCUCCUGGUGCUGUCCCAGCUUCUGCAAGGACUAUCCGGACCUCCGGCUUGCAGGUGAUCGGUUGGAGCACUGCAGUCCUCAUAACCCAGACCUGCUCAACCCACCGGAUGACGGGCCACUGCUGCAAUCUCAGGACCUGAGCUCUCUGGAACCCUCUCUGGAACCAGGUCAACAGGUAGAGGCUGCGACCCAGCAGGAUGUGGAAUAUCUUGUCAUGGAGAGCGUUCAGGGUCUUGGCUGGGAGAGAAGGCUCACUAACUCCAUGUUGAACGGCUAUCUGGAAGUCCAAAUGCUGGAGGUGUUUUGUCAGCACAUGCAAAACAUGGCAUGCUACGGAUCAUCACUGCUGGGCACUGAUGUCAUGCCGGCACUGGUGCCCACCAGCCUGACUGUAGCCAAAGAACAGACAGCCAGUCAUGUAGAAGAGCUGGAUUCUUCAUCCAAAAACGUUGUGCAAUAUUUAAGCACUUAUUCAGCUCCAGCAACCUCCCAUUUCAGCUCACCUGUGCUGCGUAUCUCAGAAGCUGAGUAACCAACCAACAUUUUUUUCUGUUGGGCUCCUGUCUUUUG